UACAUAGCAGAGAGAAAACUAAGGAGCUUUGAGGAAGAAAUUUUGGGACUAAACACACACAAGGAGGCCUGGAUAAUAUCAUUUGGCAGUGGUGAGAAACCCAGCAGUGAAAGUAAUCAUUGUGUUGGCAGAGUAGAUUCAGCACAUUCCCUAUGUGACAGCAAGCCAUCUUUUCUCCAGUCUUCUGAUGAAAUUAUAAAGCCUGACACGGAAGAACUGAGUUCUGCUUUCCUUUUAAAUGAUGUCAUGAAUGAAGUGGACACAGAACAUUGUGAGUUUGAGCCUUCAGAUGCAAAUAAAUCAGAGACUGCUUCUGUCCUGGGAGGGGAUUUCCUGUCUUUUUAUAGAAAGUGCUGCUACCCUGAUGUAAAUAUUUGCAUUGAAGGCAGAGUUUUCCCAGUUCACAGGGCUAUUCUGUGUGGUAGAUCAAGAUAUUUUGCAGCUAUGUUAAGUGGAAGCUGGGCGGAAAGUUCUCAAGAAAAUAUUCAUCUUCAGGGAUUAAGUCAUGUAGAAGUGGAUGUCAUGAUGAACUUUAUAUAUGGAGCAACUUUAGAUAUUCCAAGUGAAGCUGAUGUUGGACAGGUACUUUCUUUAGCAGAUAUGUAUGGCUUAGAAGGGCUAAGAGACGUGGCUGUGUACGUUCUGAAAAGAGAUUACUGCAAGUUCUUCUGUAAGCCAGUUGCUGGAAUGCAGCAGUCAGUCCUGGAUUGUCUGGUGAUAGCUCAUAAAAUUGGAGAAGAGAGCCUUUAUAUUCCUUGCAUGAGGUGGAUUUCUACGCAUUUUGUGAAAUGCUUAUCAGAAAGAAGUUUUGCUGGCUUACCUUCUGACCUUCAGAGAGCUUGCCUUAAUGCCUUAACUCAGUCUCUAAACCGGAAGAAUGCAGCAGUUUUCUUGAUGGAUUGUGAUCAUCUUAUCGGUAGCCUUCCUGGAGUAAAAUGGGCAGAGAAGUCAUUAGCUUUUGCAUCUGAACUACAACAGGAGUGCAUAAGUUACAUUGUAGCACAUUUUUCUGAUACAAUAGAAACUGUUGGGUUUCAUCAUCUUCUCCAGGCACAAGCAAUGAGCAGUACACCAUAUCUUCUUGAAAGACUAAUUGCAGCUAUUGAAAAAAGCCUGACCACUGAAAACUGCUGUUCUUAUUUCAUUGGUUUGACUACACUAAAGAGAAAAGUUUUGUCAGAGAAUCUGGGUUUUACGUGUGAGAUCCAGGCUCUGCAUGAUAAACUCUGGCUCUUCCUGGUCCAGUCUUUUUACGCUGUCCGUCAUACUGAAGGCUGGAAGCUAAUGAACCCAGAUGACAGAGAAAAAAUACAAGCAGCUGCUCUUGAUAAGGGUGAUGACAGAAGACUUAGCAAGAAACCAGUAUUCAGUAGUUCUCAGCAGAACAAGUACACUUCGAGUCGUAGUAAAGAAGUAGAUGCUUCCAAGCACUCAGCUUCAGAGCUAACAGAAAGACAAAGUUCCAGAAGUUCUUCACUUACUAGCCAGAAGAAAAUGAAGUCGGAUGGGUUAGGAACAUCAGGACCUCAAGCUGGUGGUAGCAGAAGCACUGUAAACAAAUUUCCUUUGAAAACUGAAGACCUAAAAAGAAAAGACUCUAACAGUAAAAAAAUAACUGCUAGGCCAGUAAAAGAUGUAAAACCAGAGGAAAGGGAAACAAAUGGCACAUUAAAACUCAGGUCUGUAACAAAACCUAAAAUUUCCACUACUGGUAAUAAAAAAGAGGAAAAUUCAGCUUCUCAGGAAGGUAUUGAUGUGAUAAAUCCUACAAAUGGACAAAAACAUGCCAUUGCAAAACCAGUUAAAAAUCACAAUGGUGGAAGUACUGGCUCCAAACCCAAAGUUUCUACAGGUAGUUUGGCUUCUCAGUCAAAAUUUCAAUCAACAGCCAGGAAAACUGUAGGGAGGGGAAUAUCCCAGUCUGAUUUAAGUAGGAGUUCCACUUCCACUGGGUCUGCAAGUCUAGCCAAGGAUGACUGUUCUUCAAGUAAGCAUUCCAGAGAAUCCUGUGAAAAAAUAGAUGCAGGUGGAGCAAAUGGGAUUUCUGGUACUGAAUCUACUUGUAGUAUGAUACCCUCAAAUGGGGCCCAAGACAUACAUUCGCAGAGCCUGAAAGAGACAACCAGAGCUGAAAAGAUGAGAAGCAGUAUAAAGAUGGGAGAGUCAUCUGGAUUAAGAAAAAAUGGCAAGCCUCGUACAAGUCAUGCCACCAGCAGUGCAACAGUCAAGCCAACCGUUAAGGGAACCACUGAACAAUAUCUGCAAACACAAGUGAAGAAAAGGGUGACGACUUCAACAACCUCAUCUGUAUCCCACAUACGAUCAAGCAGUUCCUCACCCAUAGCUACCAAAAAUCAAGACUCAAAAGGAAAUGUACCAAAUGUCCAAAAGUCUAUGACAAGGCAAAAACAAACGGGAAAUGUUUCAGCUGCAGGCAUUAAAGAUACUUCUGAUGCAAUUCAAAAUGGAAGGAAAAAUGUGAAGCAAGCACAUACUGCUACAUCUGCUGCAAUGAAAACUCCAAUAAAAUCUGUAGCUAUUGCCACAGAUUGUGCUGAAGUGAAAAAAAAUACUUCAGUACACAAAGCUGGGCAGAAGCCAAUUAACAGCUCUGACCAUUCUCCAUCCAAGCCAGUUAGCACUGCUCAGUCAUCAAGAAAGACAUGUGCCACAAAAAACCAAAGACAUUGUACUUCUGUGGAAGACAUACUUAACACAGAAAAUAUAAGUAGUCAGAAACAAGAUGAUCUUGGGCCAUUUCCUACUUUAGAAUCCAUUUGUCCAAGAGAAGAAUCUGAUUUUUCAAAUCAGUGUCCUCAAGCUCACUGCAGUCCUCAACAGAUGCGUGCAUUUGCAAAAAGCAGUGAGAUGUCUCUUCCCUCGUAUGGUCAUAGUCAUGUGGGAAAUGAAGUUCCAAAAGGUGGCCUCCACUUGCAUUUUACAGGCACUGUCACUGAUGGUGAUCAGAUUAUAUUCUCAAAUACUACUGAUGAUCUUGAAUGUGAAGUACUGUGUAGCUUAAAUGAGUCUGAAAGAAAAGAUAUUUUGAAAAGUGAGGCAUGCAAAAUUACAUUGCAGUUUGCUGUUGAAAGCAAAGCUGAAAACUUUUCUAAAUGUGUGGAUGUAAUUAACAAAACUGAUCAUGAAAAGUUACAAGACUUCAGGGAGUCUGUUUCUGAAGCUAGUAAUGGACUUCUAACUGAAACAGAACCAGUGAGAGAAGAUUUUUCUAAUGAAAUGAAUUGUGUUGGUCUAGCCAUAGAUGUUAGAAGUGGAAAGUCAUCCAUCUGUUCUGAUAGUAUCAUUAAUACUUGCCUUGCUGCACAAGACAAAAGAGAACCAAAUGAAUUUGUUUUAGAAGGUAUUACAGCUACAUAUUCUAAACAAGAUCAUAUGGCUAAAUAUUCAGUAGGGCAUGUACCAGAUAAAGUGUCAGAUUCACCGAAUGAUAUGGAUACAACAGAAACACCAGAGGGCCAGUCAGACUCGCCAUUUAUAGAUCAUCACUGGAAUUUGACUUCAGGUAUAUUACAUCAGAAAACGAGCCCUGAAUCUGACAGUGGCAGUGCAACCACAUCUUCUGAUGACAUAAAGCCAAGAUCAGAAGAUUAUGAUGCUGGUGGCUCACAGGAUGAUGAUGGAUCAAAUGAGAGGGGAGUUUCCAAGUGCAGCACAAUGUUAUGCCAUGAUUUUCUUGGAAGAAGCAGCAGUGACACAAGCACUCCAGAAGAACUAAAAAUAUAUGACACUGGGCUGAGAGUGGAAGUGAGGUCAAAAAGCAAAGAAACUGCUUCAGAUCAUUGUCAUGUUAAUUCAACAAGUGAAGAUGAUGCAGCAAAAAAAGCAGACCUUUGGUCUCACCAGGAGGAUGUAAUUAUGGAUGAAGCUGGUGAAGAUGACAUUGUAAUCAGUAGUAAUGCACAGUUCACUUACAUCAAUGAUCAACUUUCCUCAUCAGCUGAUGAAACUGAAGAUGAAAAGUCUGAAACUGAAAAUGCUGCAGCAAUCCCUCCACCUUCUCAAACUGACCAAGUCACUCAUCAUUUUGAAGGAAUUGUUAAUUUAGCUUUUGAAGAUGCAGCAGAAAGUGAAACUGGUGCUCCAGAACACUCGUUAUCCACAAAAUUCAGGCGUUCUGUUUUACUCUCAGUGGAUGAAUGUGAAGAACUGGGGUCUGAUGAAGGGGAAGGACAGAUGACUUCUUGCCAUUUAACUGAUUCCAUUAUAUCUGCGGAAGUACAUGAUGGUGGUACAAAUGUGCACACUGCUCAUCUUGGAAAAAUAUACUCUGAAUGCACACACAGUACUAGUGACAAUCUGGAAUGUGGCCUACAAAACAAAGAUAAAAAUACAACAGAGAACAGCUUUAUCUGUCCAGAUGUGUGCAGCAUGGAGUAUAGCGAUACACAACAGUGUGCUUCUCAGAGUGUUGUGAAAAGUGCAGAACAGAACAUCAUUCCUGGAUAUACGUAUCAUAGUACUGAGUGCUGCAUCACGGGAAACAGUGCAGAUGAUCAAGAUAUUAGAGAUCAAAUUAAGUUUAACAAGGCUGGGGUGACGAUGCAAAAUGAAAUAUACAAUAGCCAGGCUGCUAAUAAUGAAAAUGAAAUCCAAGAAAGGCCAUACCAUUUGAAACUGAGCCACAGUGAGCCUGCAUCUGAAACACAGAGAUGCAGUUCCACUAAAGAUUUAGAUCAUAGACAGCUGCUUGUUACUAAUCUUGAAGGGCAAGGCAAUGAGAGUAGCCCAGCAUCUGCUCCACUUACUAACACUACUUUGCCUACAGGAGACUUAGAUGAUUAUGAAACAUUGACAUAUACCUGCAUUCAUGAUCGUCGACCAUCAAAAUCCCUGUCUCCAAUAUGUGAACUGGAUGUUGGAGAUGUAUUUGAACCAGCUGUUGAGGCAGGAGUACCAUUCAUGGCUGUGGAUCAGGAUGAACAAAAACUGUUUGCAGAAAGGGAUUGGAUACUUCUCAGGCAACUGCUGGCAGAUCAACAAGAUUGCCUAGAUAUUAAAAACUCUGUUCCUGAAGAUAUUAAUCUUGCACAAUAUCUCAUUAAUCAAACACUUAUUCUGUCAAGAGACAGUUCAAAAUCUCAGGGGAAAGUACCUUUUGAAAGGGAAAUUGUAAACAGAUGGAGUGAUCUAUUGUCUCCACUGGAAGACUCAACUGCGAGCAUCACAGUUGCCAGCUUUUCCCCUGAAGAUGUUAGUUCUCCACAGGGAGAGUGGACAAUUGUGGAACUGGAAACACAUCAUUAAAGCGGAAAUUUAAACUGCUUGUUGUCCUACAAAACAACAUACUAGAGAAAUGUAACUGGUUGAAGGCUGUAUUAGUGAUGUAGAGGUACAGUCAGAAUGUAAAAUAUUUUUAAUGAAGCAUGCAUAAAAUUUAGCAGAGGAAACUUUAUCAUCAGGUUUUUAUUCAAGAUAUUUCUGGUAGAAUGUUUUGGGGAAAAUAAAUUAGCAUGCAUCUUUUUUUCUAUUUAAUACAGCUGGGACUACAUUUUGAAAAGUUUUGUGUAUUUCUAGUGUGUCUAUUUUAUGAUGUUUGUAUCUGAAAACAGAAAAAGUGACUGCACAAUAAAUGGAAAUGCACAUUUCACUUUUGCUAUGUACUCAGUGCAUAUGUUUUUCAUUAAUAAAAUGCUAACUGCAAGUUUUAACAAAGCUUUUUUUAA
This is a messenger RNA of Protopterus annectens (West African lungfish), 5684 nucleotides long. It is a transcript of the gene BTBD8, whose product is annotated as BTB domain containing 8. Gene Ontology annotation, molecular function: protein binding. The record is from RefSeq and is a predicted model, not a curated record. Bases 247 to 5265 code for a protein of 1672 amino acids. The transcript has 16 exons. Lineage: Eukaryota; Metazoa; Chordata; Ceratodontiformes; Protopteridae.